AUGUCUACGAGGAAAGUCCGAGUCAAGAAGUUGAGCGUCAAGACGCUGCUUCCGGUGCUCAGAGAGGAUGAUAUCGAUCCCAGCGAGUACGAAUCCUUAACCACCGAAUCUCAAAUCGCGACCGGUGUCGAAGCCGCCGAGGAAACUGAAUACCAUCUUCAGUCCAUUCUCAAGGAAGCAGGCACCAGCAAUGACCAAGAAAUUCCAGUCCCGCCUCCUCAGGAGAGCCAGAUCAACUAUGAUCAACUCUACCCUAGUCACUUCCAGCAACCUACCUCGUACAUCCGCUUCUCACAGACCGUUGAAGAAUGCAUAGGAGUUUCCUAUGACAUGACAACCGAGGACGAUGAGUUCUUGAAGCAGUACAAUUCUACUAAGAAGACCGUCGCCUCUCAGCUGUCCGAAGAUGACUUUGAGCGCAUCAUGGAGGUCUUUGAGGAGAUGGCCUCAGAACAGACGCCAUUCGCCUCAAUAGACAACACUGUUGUCAGCUAUGAGACAAUGCUUCCUCAAAUCAGCCAGCUCGGCACUCAGAAGCUGAUGGCGCAUUCCAAGCACGUGUAUGAGCACUGGAAGUCGCGAAGGCAGGCCACCGGCAACAAGCCCCUGCACCCGUCCGUCAAGUUCGAGACGCACCAAGAAAGCGACGAGGCCGACCCUUAUGUCUGCUUCAGACGUCGUGAGGCCAGACAAACGCGAAAGACGAGGCAGAGGGAUGUGCAGAGUGCCGAGAAACUCAAGCGACUUCGCAAAGAGCUCGAGGAUGGACGUCAACUCAUCAUCCACUCAUAUGAGCGUGAGAUGCUGAAACGUGAGGUCCUUAACUUGGAUCGAAUAAUUUUCGAGCAACGAGCCAGGCUUAAGGAGAUGAAGGUCAAGCUCGGCAUCAAAACCGAGGACGACGAUCUCAUCAACCAAAAGCCUCAGAAGAAGAAGCCAGUGGAAGCUCCUGCGUUGCAGAGACCCCCAGGCAACCAUCUGCGCAUCGCUGUGCGGCCGGACGGUCGUUCCAUGGAAGCAGACCUUGUGCAACUUUCAGACAAGCUCGCAGAGAAGGAGAACGAGCUGCGGGCGGAUGUUGAGAGCAAGGUUCACAACCACAGGAAGUGGAACCAGAACCAUGUGGAUCUCACCCGAGAUCCUUUAUCUCCGGUCAAGGAACAGGGCAUGGAAAUCAACUUCCGGCCCGCCAAGACCCAAUAUUUGAUGACACCUCCAGCGUCCACCUCAUCCGAGUCAGACGCCAUGGAUAUCGAUGAUGAAGAGCCUAUAGUUGAAAGGGGCAAUAUGUCGAUAUUCCAAUUCACUGCUGGCGGCAAGGAGAAGCCUCCAAACAGCCAACCAGCAUUCCGCCGUCGCAUAGGACGGUUGAACCGGUUGUGGAUAGACCGCCGGGGACUGACAACGCCUCCGCGGAUGGAUGGCGAGGAUUAUUCGGAUCGGUGGAAGUAUGACCAGGAUGACGAGGAAGAGACGCCGGUGUACGAAGUCGACCCCUACGACACAAGGGCGUUGAAGUUCCGCGCGACCAUCCCGUUAUCGCAAUAUGUGUAUCCGAGGCGGCAAAUACCACAAGAGGGUAUGCCUAACGUAGUGCCUACGCAAGUUGCUGGGGUCUCUGGCAGCCGACCGGCACUACCUCCACCGCCGCAGCCACAGCCGCAACACGCGCAGCAGUCGCAACCGCAGCAGCAACAGCAGCAGCAACCACCGGCGGCUCAAGCUCAAGCAGCGGCCUCAUGA
Molecule: messenger RNA, 1743 nt
Organism: Colletotrichum siamense
Lineage: Eukaryota; Fungi; Ascomycota; Sordariomycetes; Glomerellales; Glomerellaceae
Gene: EPL1
Product: Enhancer of polycomb-like protein 1
Exons: 3
Coding region: 1-1743 (580 amino acids)
Biological process (GO): regulation of transcription by RNA polymerase II
Cellular component (GO): piccolo histone acetyltransferase complex
Source: RefSeq, a predicted model, not a curated record